CACCUCAGAAGGUCUUCUCGCCUCCCUCUUCCUCCGAAACGAUGCAGGCCUGCUGGAGGCGCUCCGGGCAGCGACUUCUUGAUCGCUCGCCUGCUCUCUUUCCCUUCAAAUCCAUUUAUCCCCUAUCCUCCGAUGGGUAUGGGAUCGAUCACCCGCGGCAUGUAUCCACCAUUUCCGUCAAGGGAGGGGGGCAUAUCAUCCGCAAGGGCACGGGCGGAAGGUCAUCCGUGAGUGGAAUUGUUGCGACCGUGUUUGGAGCUACUGGGUUUCUUGGUCGUUAUGUUGUCCAACAGCUUGCAAAAAUGGGGUCUCAAGUCCUAGUUCCUUUUCGAGGGUCUGAGGAUUCUCACCGGCACCUCAAGUUGAUGGGUGAUUUGGGUCAGAUUGUUCCAAUGAAGUAUAAUCCAAGAGAUGAAAAUUCAAUCAAAGCUGUGAUGGCUAAGGCAAAUGUGGUUUUGAAUCUUAUUGGAAGGGAGUAUGAGACAAGAAAUUACAGCUUUGAAGAAGUUAAUCAUGCUAUGGCUGAGCAGCUUGCAGUGAUUGCUAAAGAACACGGAGGUAUCAUGAGAUUCAUACAAGUUUCUUGCUUAGGGGCAUCUCCUUCUUCUCCUUCUAGAAUGUUGAGGGCCAAAGCUGCUGCAGAGGAAGCUGUAUUAAGAGAGUUUCCUGAGGCCACAAUCAUGAAACCUGGAACCUUGAUUGGUACUGAAGAUCGAAUAUUGAACAGAUGGGCACAAUUUAUUAAAAAAUGGAGCUUUCUUCCACUUAUUGGUGACGGAUCUACAAAGAUUCAACCAGUUUACGUUGUAGAUGCAGCUGCAGCCAUCAUAGCUUCCUUGAAGGAUGAUGGUAGCAGUAUGGGGAAGGUCUAUGAGCUUGGUGGACCGGAUGUUUUUACUGUACAUCAACUGGCUGAACUCAUGUAUGAUAUGAUUCGUGAAUGGCCACGGUAUGUGAAGGUUCCUUUUCCUGUUGCAAAGGCACUUGCAUCUCCUCGGGAAUUCCUUUUAAACAAGGUUCCAUUUCCUCUGCCAAAUCCAGAUAUAUUCAAUCUUGAUCAGAUCAAUGCACUUACUGUAGAUACAGUAGUGUCUGAGAAUGCUCUAACAUUGAGUGAUCUUGGCAUCGUGCCGCACAAACUGAAAGGCUACCCUGUGGAGUACCUUAUCUGUUAUCGUAAGGGCGGGCCUGCUUAUGGCGCUACAGUCAGUGAGAGGGUAACAAGAUCUGAUUUUUAGGUUUUUGUUGGACUCUUCCAGAUCUUUUAAUUGCAGUUGUGUUCUUAGAUCAUUUUCUUGCCCUUGGCCGUUGCUAGAAUGUUCUAUUUGAUGAGAAAUAAGUGAGGUUGGGCCAUUAGUUGAUAAACCAAGUGGCGAGGGUGGAUGGAUAAAUUAUCAUCGGGUUCUAAUUUUCCUUCUAAAAUUGAUUAAGAAUUGCAACAUGAAAACCAUGCAGGAAUUUACUCUCUUUGUCAAAAAAAAAGAAAAAGAGGCAGCCGUAGCCCAUUUCUGUG
Molecule: messenger RNA, 1513 nt
Organism: Phoenix dactylifera (date palm)
Lineage: Eukaryota; Viridiplantae; Streptophyta; Magnoliopsida; Arecales; Arecaceae
Product: NADH dehydrogenase [ubiquinone] 1 alpha subcomplex subunit 9, mitochondrial
Cellular component (GO): mitochondrion
Molecular function (GO): protein-containing complex binding
Source: RefSeq, a predicted model, not a curated record